Tympanuchus pallidicinctus (lesser prairie-chicken) is the source of this 6166-nucleotide messenger RNA. RefSeq lists its product as uncharacterized. Lineage: Eukaryota; Metazoa; Chordata; Aves; Galliformes; Phasianidae. Gene Ontology annotation, biological process: homophilic cell-cell adhesion. The record is from RefSeq and is a predicted model, not a curated record. Gene Ontology annotation, molecular function: calcium ion binding. Gene Ontology annotation, cellular component: plasma membrane.
CGCGCCGCUGCCGGGCGCCGCUUCCCGCGGAGGAGCGCGCUUCCCGGCCGGCCGGAGGGUGUCCGGCGGCCCGGCAUGGCGGCUGCGAGGCAAGUGCUGUGUGUGUGGGCUUUGCUGGGCGUGGCGCGCGUUCGCUGCGAGCCCAUCCGCUACUCCGUGGCCGAGGAGGGCGAGAGCGGCUCGCCGGUGGGCGACGUGGCGGAGGACGCGGGGCUGGCCCCGGCGCAGCUCUGGGCUCGCCGGGCGCGCAUCGCCUCGCCGGCCGGCCGGCAGCACUUUGGCUUAGAGCGCGGCAGCGGCCGCCUCGUGCUCGCCGAGCGGCUCGAUCGGGAGGAGCUGUGCGGACGCUCCCGCACCUGCACGCUCGCCUUCGAGCUGCUGCUCGCCGACCCGCUGCAGUUCUUUCCCAUUGAGGUGUCCGUGGAGGACGUCAAUGACCACUCGCCGAUCUUCCCGGACGAACGGCUGACCUUUAAGAUCCCAGAACUGACAGAAGCUGGCUCCCGUUUCCCAGUGGAGGCUGCUCAGGACCUGGACAUUGGCAGCAAUGACAUCCAGGCUUACCACAUCGUUCCUGAGAACGAGUUCUUCACUGUCUUCUAUCAGAGAAAAAAUGAGCAUGACAUGCAGGUCCAGCUGGUUUUGCAACAGCCUCUGGACAGAGAGGAGCAGCCAGAGAUGGAUUUCACUCUUGUUGCCACGGAUGGGGGCUCUCCACCCCGGACUGGAACCACCCAAAUCCACAUCAAAGUUCUGGAUGUAAACGACAAUGCUCCCAUUUUCACCCAGGAUUUAUAUACAGGUCACAUUGUGGAAAGUGCCCCUGAGGACUCCUUAGUUCUCCGUGUGAUGGCCACUGAUGCAGAUGUGGGAAUUAAUGGUGACAUUUCCUAUCAGUUCAGCCAAGUGGUGAGCCAGAGCCAGCCAGCAUUUACAAUCAACCCCCAAAAUGGAGAAAUUCGAAUAAAACAGCCUCUCGAUUUUGAGACGCAACAGAAAUAUGAUCUCAGUGUGCGCGCGACGGAUGGUGGAGGUCUCUCAGCACUCUGUAAGGUGUUGGUGGAGGUGGUGGAUGUGAACGACAACGCACCAGAGAUCGUGGUCAGUUCCUUCAGCAGCCCGAUCCCUGAGAAUGCAGCACCCGGGACAGUGGUCGCCCUCUUCUCUGUCACCGACAAGGAUUCCGGUGUGAAUGGGGAGAUCAGCUGUGCCCUGGCAGAACAGCUGUCGUUCUCCCUGCGGCCGGCGUUUAAGAACUACUACGAGCUGGUGACCGUGAGCGCGUUGGACCGGGAGCAAACGGCACGUUACACGGUGGUUGUCACGGCCGCAGAUGCAGGGUCUCCUCGUCUGAGCGGCAGCCACACGUUCACCGUGGACGUCUCGGACGUGAAUGACAACGCGCCCGUGUUCAACCAGACGUCGUACACCAUGUACGUGCACGAGAACAACGUCCCCGCGCUGCUGGUCGGGGCCGUGCAGGCAAGGGACGCGGACGCGGGAGCCAACGGCAAGGUGAGCUAUUCGCUGGUGGCGGCCGAUCCGCCCGAGCGAGAGCCGUGCUCGUGCGUGUCCGUGAACUCCGAGAGCGGAGCCGUGUUCGUGCUGCGGCCGCUGGACUACGAGCAGCUGAGGCAGCUGGAGGUGGUGGUGAGCGCUGCGGACGCGGGGUCCCCUCCCCUGAGCAGCAGCGUCGGCGUCCGCCUGCUGGUGGUGGACGAGAACGACAACGCGCCGCUGGUGCUGCACCCCAGCGCGCAGGACGGCGGCCCUGCUUGGAGCGAGCCGGUGCCCGCGUGGGCCGAAGCGGGGGACCUGGUGAGCAAAGUGGUGGCCGUGGACGCCGACUCGGGGCAGAACUCGUGGCUUUCGUACCGGCUGCUGAGGGCCACGGAGCCGGGGCUGUUUGCCGUGGGCGCCCAAAGCGGGGAGGUGCGGCUGAGGAGGCCGCCGACGGAGAGGGACGCGGCGAAGCAGAAGCUGGUCGUGCUGGUGCGGGACAACGGGCGGCCGCCGCUGUCGGCCACGGCGGCGCUCAGCGUGCUCCUCCUGCACGGCUCCCGGGACGCUGAGCUGCCGCAGCAGAGCCCCGCCGCGCACGACGACGACGGCUCCCUCACCGCCUCCUUGAUCGUCGCCUUGGUCUUGGUCUCGCUCCUGUUCCUGGUGUCGGCGGCGGCCUUUGCGGCGUGCAAGGCGUGCAAGAGCAAGGAGCCGAGUAGCGGGCACGUGCUGUACGGCCCCAGCGGCGUGCCGAGCUGCGUGGCUGACGGGGCCGCUGCCGGCACCCUGCCCCACGCCUAUUGCUACGAGCUCAGCCUCACCACGGGCUCGGGCAGCAGCGAGUUCCAGUUCCUCAAGCCCGUGCUGCCCAGCCUGCCGGCGCAGCGCUGCAGCACGGGGGUGGCCGGCGACGAUGCCGAGCAUUUCCCUGCUGUCCCUGUCCCCGUGGGGGAUGCUGAUGUCGAGAGCCCCGGGAUGCAGGCUGUGGGACAGUUUCACGGCUUACCCCGCUUGGAGGACUGUGUCCAGUUCUGGUGCCUGCUACACAAGAAGGCCAUGGAGCUGUUGGAGCAGCGGGUGCGGGGAUUUGGGUGGGUCGGGCUGGCGGCUGUCGGGGCGGGCGAGGAGGCGGGGAGGUGGCGGGCGCUGCAGCUUCGUUGCGUUGUCCGAGGCGGCGUGCGGGCAGGAGCGCGGGCGCUGGCUGUGGGCGCUGCCCGGGGCGGCGGCGUGUGCGAGCGGGAGGCAGCGGGGGUGCGCGCGUGUGUGCGGGGUGCGUGUGGCGGCGAAAGGGCGCGGGCAGGAGCGCGUCCCGUCCCCGGAGCAGUCCCGGCGCGGGCCGCAGGGUGGUGCUCGUGGCCAAGGCGGCGCCGAGCGGCUGCGGGCGGGGCGGGGAGAGGGAGAGGCCGAGCCGAGCGCAGCGCAGCGCAGCGCAUCCGGGAGGAGGCGGCGGAGAGCGGCGGCGGAGAGCGGCGGCGGAGAGCGGCGGCGGAGAGCGGCGGCGGAGAGCGGCGGCGGAGAGCGGCGGCGGAGAGCGGCGGCGGAGAGCGGCGGCGGAGAGCGGCGGCGAGCGGUUGUCCGUGCUGCCGUGAGGUGCGUGUGAGCCGCCGCCGCGCUGUGACGAUCGCGCUCCGGGCUCCGGGCUCAUCCGCAGUCGGCGAGAGGCGGCGAGAGAGCCGAGCGGGGAGGGAGGCCCACCGUCCGUCCCGCCGCGCUGCUGCCAGGCGCCGCUUCCCGCGGAGGAGCGCGCUUCCCGGCCGGCCGGAGGGUGUCCGGCGGCCCGGCAUGGCGGCUGCGAGGCAAGUGCUGUGUGUGUGGGCUUUGCUGGGCGUGGCGCGCGUUCGCUGCGAGCCCAUCCGCUACUCCGUGGCCGAGGAGGGCGAGAGCGGCUCGCCGGUGGGCGACGUGGCGGAGGACGCGGGGCUGGCCCCGGCGCAGCUCUGGGCUCGCCGGGCGCGCAUCGCCUCGCCGGCCGGCCGGCAGCACUUUGGCUUAGAGCGCGGCAGCGGCCGCCUCGUGCUCGCCGAGCGGCUCGAUCGGGAGGAGCUGUGCGGACGCUCCCGCACCUGCACGCUCGCCUUCGAGCUGCUGCUCGCCGACCCGCUGCAGUUCUUUCCCAUUGAGGUGUCCGUGGAGGACAUCAAUGACCACUCGCCGGUCUUCCCGGACGAACGGCUGACCUUUAAGAUCCCUGAGAGGGGCGACCCAGGCUCCCGUUUCCCUGUGGCAGCAGCUCAGGACCUGGACAUUGGCAGCAAUGACAUCCAGGCUUACAGCAUCGUUCCUGAGAACGAGUUCUUCACUGUCUCCUAUCAGACUCAAAGUGAGAGCGAGAUGCAUGUCGACCUUGUUUUGCAAAAGCCUCUGGACAGAGAGGAGCAGCCAGAGAUGGAUUUCACUCUCGUUGCCACGGAUGGGGGCUCUCCACCGAGAAGUGCAACCACCCAAAUCCACAUCACAGUUCUGGACGUAAAUGACAAUGCUCCCAUCUUCACACAGAAAGUGUUCAGUGGGCAUGUUUUGGAAAAUGCUCCAAAGGGUUUUGUGGUUCUCAGAGUGGUGGCAAAUGAUGCUGAUGAUGGAAUAAAUGGUGACAUUACAUAUCAAUUUACACAACCAGGUGGACAGACGUAUUCAGAUUUUACAGUUGACCCCACGAGUGGUGAAAUUCGAGUCAUGAAAAGUCUGGAUUUUGAGACUGUGCAGAAAUAUGAAUUCAGUUUGAGGGCCGUGGACGGAGGGGGCCUUUCAGCCAUGUGCAAGGUAGUGGUGGAGGUGAUGGAUGUGAACGACAACGCACCAGAGAUCGUGGUCAGUUCCUUCAGCAGCCCGAUCCCGGAGAAUGCAGCACCCGGGACAGUGGUCGCCCUCUUCUCUGUCACCGACAAGGAUUCCGGUGUGAAUGGGGAGAUCAGCUGUGCCCUGGCAGAACAGCUGUCGUUCUCCCUGCGGCCGGCGUUUAAGAACUACUACGAGCUGGUGACCGUGAGCGCGUUGGACCGGGAGCAAACGGCACGUUACACGGUGGUUGUCACGGCCGCAGAUGCAGGGUCUCCUCGUCUGAGCGGCAGCCACACGUUCACCGUGGACGUCUCGGACGUGAAUGACAACGCGCCCGUGUUCAACCAGACGUCGUACACCAUGUACGUGCACGAGAACAACGUCCCCGCGCUGCUGGUCGGGGCCGUGCAGGCAAGGGACGCGGACGCGGGAGCCAACGGCAAGGUGAGCUAUUCGCUGGUGGCGGCCGAUCCGCCCGAGCGAGAGCCGUGCUCGUGCGUGUCCGUGAACUCCGAGAGCGGAGCCGUGUUCGUGCUGCGGCCGCUGGACUACGAGCAGCUGAGGCAGCUGGAGGUGGUGGUGAGCGCUGCGGACGCGGGGUCCCCUCCCCUGAGCAGCAGCGUCGGCGUCCGCCUGCUGGUGGUGGACGAGAACGACAACGCGCCGCUGGUGCUGCACCCCAGCGCGCAGGACGGCGGCCCUGCUUGGAGCGAGCCGGUGCCCGCGUGGGCCGAAGCGGGGGACCUGGUGAGCAAAGUGGUGGCCGUGGACGCCGACUCGGGGCAGAACUCGUGGCUUUCGUACCGGCUGCUGAGGGCCACGGAGCCGGGGCUGUUUGCCGUGGGCGCCCAAAGCGGGGAGGUGCGGCUGAGGAGGCCGCCGACGGAGAGGGACGCGGCGAAGCAGAAGCUGGUCGUGCUGGUGCGGGACAACGGGCGGCCGCCGCUGUCGGCCACGGCGGCGCUCAGCGUGCUCCUCCUGCACGGCUCCCGGGACGCUGAGCUGCCGCAGCAGAGCCCCGCCGCGCACGACGACGACGGCUCCCUCACCGCCUCCUUGAUCGUCGCCUUGGUCUUGGUCUCGCUCCUGUUCCUGGUGUCGGCGGCGGCCUUUGCGGCGUGCAAGGCGUGCAAGAGCAAGGAGCCGAGUAGCGGGCACGUGCUGUACGGCCCCAGCGGCGUGCCGAGCUGCGUGGCUGACGGGGCCGCUGCCGGCACCCUGCCCCACGCCUAUUGCUACGAGCUCAGCCUCACCACGGGCUCGGGCAGCAGCGAGUUCCAGUUCCUCAAGCCCGUGCUGCCCAGCCUGCCGGCGCAGCGCUGCAGCACGGGGGUGGCCGGCGACGAUGCCGAGCAUUUCCCUGCUGUCCCUGUCCCCGUGGGGGAUGCUGAUGUCGAGAGCCCCGGGAUGCAGGCUGUGGGACAGUUUCACGGCUUGUAAUUACCACUGCGUCUGCGCUUCCAGCUGAUUCAUGGCUUGUUUAGUGAGGCUUCUGUGCUUUGAUAGUUAACUCCAUGUCUGCUUGUUUAGAUCUGCAUUUGUAGUUUUCCUCCCAUUCCACAAGAACGUAAGUGUAAUUGGAAGCUGUGGAUAUUAACAGGAAAGUGAGUGUGUGCUUUCUGAGUCUCCCCUAGAUUUCAGUCCCUCAGCCUUCUAGCUCUGGCCACAACAGAAAUUCCCUGUGUUUCAAGAGGUCCCCAGAAAUGUGUGUUUCUGCUGACAGCCCAUCUGCCAGCUGGAUGAGGACAGAGCGUGCAGGAUGUGAGGGCUGGAUUUGGUGCCACCUGUGAAGCGAGCAGAGUUCAUCAGUUGCAUUGGUUGGCUUCCUGUGGCUGAUGAGGGCUUGCAUGCAAGCAUUUCCAGGCACGCCACUGAGUGAGGAGAG